Pongo pygmaeus (Bornean orangutan) is the source of this 3572-nucleotide messenger RNA. It is a transcript of the gene FEZ2, whose product is annotated as fasciculation and elongation protein zeta 2. Gene Ontology annotation, cellular component: cytoplasm; axon. The coding region runs from base 22 to 1038 and encodes 338 amino acids. The record is from RefSeq and is a predicted model, not a curated record. Lineage: Eukaryota; Metazoa; Chordata; Mammalia; Primates; Hominidae. The transcript has 6 exons.
ACGCGACUGCUCCGGGCGGCGAUGGCGGCGGACGGGGACUGGCAGGAUUUCUAUGAGUUCCAGGAGCCGGCCCGGAGCCUCCUGGACCAGGAGAACUGUAACGCGAGCCCCGAGCCCGGGGCGGGGGCGGGGGCGGGGGCGGGGGCGGGGGCCGGGGAGGGUGGGGGCGCCGACGGUUUCCCGGCCCUGGCCUGCAGCUUGGAGGAGAAGCUGAGCCUGUGCUUCCGCCCCUCGGAUCCGGGCGCCGAGCCCCCGAGGGCAACCGUGCGGCCCAUCACGGAGCGCAGCCUCCUGCAGGGGGACGAGAUUUGGAAUGCCCUGACAGAUAAUUAUGGGAAUGUGAUGCCUGUAGACUGGAAGUCAUCGCAUACUAGGACCUUGCACUUGCUUACUCUGAACCUCUCAGAAAAAGGGGUAAGUGACAGUUUGCUCUUUGAUACGUCAGAUGAUGAAGAGCUGAGAGAACAGCUGGAUAUGCACUCAAUCAUCGUCUCCUGUGUUAAUGAUGAACCCCUCUUCACGGCAGACCAGGUUAUUGAAGAAAUUGAAGAAAUGAUGCAGGAAUCACCGGACCCAGAAGAUGAUGAAACCCCUACACAGUCAGAUCGGCUUUCAAUGCUUUCCCAGGAAAUUCAAACUCUUAAGAGGUCUAGUACCGGCAGUUAUGAAGAGAGAGUGAAAAGGCUGUCAGUGUCUGAGUUAAAUGAAAUCCUGGAAGAAAUUGAGACUGCCAUUAAGGAGUACUCUGAGGAGCUGGUGCAGCAGUUGGCUUUACGAGAUGAACUGGAGUUUGAAAAGGAAGUGAAAAACAGCUUUAUUUCUGUUCUUAUUGAAGUGCAAAACAAACAGAAAGAGCACAAAGAAACAGCAAAAAAGAAAAAGAAACUAAAAAAUGGCAGCUCUCAGAAUGGGAAGAAUGAGAGAAGUCAUAUGCCCGGCACAAACCUUCUGAUUUCCUUGUUCUGUAAUUUUCCAACGGAUCAAGAGGCGAUUGAACUGUACAUGCUGCACAUCGCUUUCCUGGUUCAUUGCCAGUGAAAGAGCUGGGGACAGUAGGGUCUUGUCAGCUGCAGCCACUGACUCAGCAGCCAUCAGCAGCAAGGACAGAGGUUCUGCUGCAUUCCUUACUUUACCUUCUUUCACUGGCAUCAGCUGUUAGUUUUGUUUUUCCAGGUUACCUUGGCUUCCCGUGGUUGCAUUUUCACUAAUUUCCGCUAAGCCUAGAAUUCUGGUGGCACAAAAGCCAUCUUUCACAAGUAGUCAGGUUAUCAGUAGUUGAGAUGGCUCAGUAAUGUCUGCAAACCACACAUUUAAUAAAGAAAACCUAAAUUACAUCUGCAUCUUACAAAAUUGAAACUGCAUCAACUUUUGUUUUUUCUAGUGACAGGAAUUGGCUUUCUGAUUGCGAAAAUAAAGCUAGUGUUUUUGGAAUGUACUUUCCAAAUAGAAAGUGUGUCUUAGUUUCCCGAUAUGUGGAUUCUGAAACUUUUUAUCUUGCUUUAGAUUUUAUGAAUUUGUAUCUAGCUUAAACAUGCCCAUAGAUAAUGGAGCCAGGUAAUAUAGACUAAGUACUUAAAAACAAGUACUUUUCUCUUUGUCACAUUUGAAAGAAAAUAUAUUUUAUGAAAAUAAUUUAAAAAAUAAACUGACUUGGUUAUUUGAAAAUAGUUUCUCAUCAUCGUUAUUAUAUACUCUGAAGCCUAAGAUGUUAUCUCAUUUGAUAACCUAUUUAAAAAAUAUGAAUGAAUUAUGAUAGCAUUGGAAAAAUUUACAGAAAUAGUUUUCUAUAGGUUUUUGUUUUAUAACUAGUCUCCUCCAUCAAAGCUAAUAGUUAUGCUUUCAGUGAACUGAAGAGUAGUCAGCAAAGUAUCUUGACUAGACGUUUGAUUCUUGCUGAAGUAAAACUGGCUUGCAAAUCUGGGAAAGGCUAGGUAGGGAAGAUGGAUGGUUUAGGAGGAGAGGCACAUUUGUACAGUCUCCUGUAAGGUAGUAAAAUUUGGAGCUCAGAUUUUCAGUAACUCCAUAGAGUUACAUGACUGAUACAGAAGCACAUAGCUCCCUCGAUUCAGCCUGUUGGCAUUUCUUAGCUUUUUGUUAUCAAGACUUCUUUACACUCUUCAAAUUUAUCGAGGACCCCAAGAAACUUAAUAUUUGCUAUGUUACAAAUUAAAAGUGAUAAAAUUAAAAAUAUAAAUUCAUGAAAAAUACCAAAAAUAAAUUCAUUAUAAAGAGCAUAUAUUUAUGAAAAAUAAUAUUUUACAAAAUCAUGAAAAAAUAUCAUUGCUGUGCAUUUUUGUCAAUCUCAUUCACAUCUGGCUUGAUUAAAGACAGCUAGAUUCACAAAUGUGCUUCUGCAUUCAGUCUGUCAUUUGGAAUAUUUCACUGUAAGUCACGAGAGAAUGAGAGUGAAAAAGACAACUUAUAUUUUAGUAGUAUUAAGAAAACAUUUUUGAACUCCUGAACUCCUGAGAGGAUUUCAGGGACCUCUUGGCAGGAGUUGGGUGGGAGGGGGUCCCUGGACUACACUUUGAGAACCACUGGAUGAAACUAUAUGUAUUUCUUGAUGACCAUUUCCUUGGUUUCCUUUCUGCUGUCCCUUGGGGCCUGGUAAAAUAUUCUUUAUGUUGACUCCUCAAAUGUGUUUACUGAUUUAGAUUUCCUCUAUAAAAUUCCAGGGGAAGGAACCAUCCAGUGAAUCAGGCCUUCACUUCCUUUUCACGAUGCCUUUCCCCUUAAUUAGUCAUGGUGUAAGAAUCCAUCUCACUCCUUUGACUCAGCCGCCAUAGAGGUGCCACCAGACGCUUUUUACUAUGCCUGAUGACAUUGUAGACUGGUUACAAAUCAAGAUAAGUUGUUUAGGAAAAAAAUACUCCCUUUUCAGUACAAAGAAUUCUAGGAAGUCUUGGAGGUUGCUGGGAGAAAGAAACCAGAAUUAUUUCCUAGAAACGGAGUGGAAAAGUCUUUGGAGAAGUUUUUGGGGGCCUAGCUGGCACGUGGGAUCCACUCUGCUCUCCAGGAAGCGUAUGCCAUCUUCUAGUUCGCAUUUCUGCACAAGGCAGUGGCAGGUGGCCCGAAGAGUGAGUGGGAAGCAAUAAUCAGCUCUCCAAGUAACAGCAUUUUCAUUUGCUAAAUGUUAUGUUAAUGUUCUCCAAACUGACGGUAGAAUUAUACAAACUUAGGCUGGAAAUAUGCAUACUGUUCAUAUUACGUUUUCAGACUUCUGAUAAAAUGUAGGUAAAUAAUAUCAAAAAGUAUCUUAAAAAUUACACAGUAAAUUUUGUAUAGAACAAAUAUGUGUACAACUUACAACAUUUACAUUGGAACAAUUUUAUUAGCUACAUCAGAAAAAUGCCUGCAUGAAUAUAGUAGCAUAAAAACAGUUGCUUUUGCAUUUAACUUGCAAAGAAAUGGAAGCAACAGCAUUUUAAAAAGAGCAUGGGUUUAUGUGCUUUAUCUGGAUAAGUAGUGGCAUUUUCUAACUGCUUGCCUCUCGGGCACAUAAGUCAUCAUGGUACAUUCUUACUAAUAGACUUUGAACUUCUUUCUCUGUCCUUUUCUUCUGGGCCGUAUAU